AUGACAGUCCAAGAGAGUAUCCAAAAUGAGAAGGAUCUCACCUCCAAUUCAUCUUUGAAAGACAUUUUCAAUUUCCAGAUCAACUUGCCCAACAAAGGCUCAGUUGCCAGAGAUCAUCUAGCGAAUGAACGAACAUUUCUCUCAUGGAUAAGAACGUCGCUUGUCUUUGUCACGUUCGGCAUUGGAUUCAUGCAAUUUUAUCGCUUAGAAGAGAAAUCUCAAUGUCCUCAAAUUUCACAACCCUUACGACAUCCAUCAUCAUCAAGUUCUAGCUCAUCAACAGCGUUGUUCAAUCACAACAUAUCCGGCACUGUUAUCGCUCUAUGUCGACCCAUUGGUGGAAUGUGCAUCAUUUUGGGUAUCUUGACCAUCUUGUUUGGUAUAUAUCGAUAUUUUACAGUCCAACGAGCAUUGAUAAAGCAAGAGUUUCCCGUGACAAGGUUGACUGUUGUUGUUCUACUCUUGAUCAAUUUGAGUAUAUUGAUUCUACUUUUGGUUCUAAAUUUCAAGAUAAGUCUAUGA
Messenger RNA from Lodderomyces parapsilosis, 522 nucleotides. Its product is annotated as YidH family protein. NCBI's taxonomy places the organism in Eukaryota, Fungi, Ascomycota, Pichiomycetes, Serinales, Debaryomycetaceae. The transcript is spliced from 2 exons. The coding region runs from base 1 to 522 and encodes 173 amino acids. The record is from RefSeq and is a predicted model, not a curated record.